CGCUCGCUCGCAGUAGUACCGCGGCGAUCCUCGGGUAAGGAGCAUCCGUCGUUGUCUGCCCAUCGUUGUCGCGCAUCGGUGUCCCCGUGCCGUGGCGAAAAGGGGGAUUCGCGGCGGAUGAGGAGGCCGCGCGCCCGUCGUGAAACGUGAGAACCUCUCCCGCUCUCCGUGACCAAAUUCGUGCGCGUCGCCGUCGCCGUCGUCGCGGCGCCUCCUCGGCCGAGAGGCCGAAUCCGCGCCUCCUGCUGAGCGAUCGCAGCCCAGUACGGAAAAGAAGUAAUCUCGUCGCACCUGUAUCGCUCGGCGCUCACCCUCCUCCUCCCUGCCGCGCGUUUUGCGAUUCGCAAUACGAAAUUGUAAUCUUAGCCCGCGAUGUCUGUGUGAUACGUACGUGUGCGAGGUGUUUCCCCGAGUAUUCCUGUCCACUUUGGUCGUCCCCCAUCCGCGCCAGCUCGGAGGAAAAAGGGUAGACGGAGGGUGGGAGCGAGACGUUGAAGGUGCAGUCGGAAAGAUGUCCCGUGGCACGUGGCACCGGUGGUCGGUGCUCUUGCUGCUCCUGCUCGCCACGAGAUUCCUCUCCGUGCACAGCCAAUGCGGAUCGUACGCCCAGGACCGGCAGGAGAAGCAGGACAAGCAGGACAAGCUGGCGCUUUACAAGGUCAUGCUGAGGACCUAUUGGUCGAGGGCGCGAUUCCCGCGACAUUAUCCAGAGUGGAAGCCUCCGGCGCAGUUCGGCAAGCUGAUCGGUCGAACGCACGACUCGACUUACACUCUGUAUAGAUUAGGCGAAAGACUGUCUACGGGCGCCAGAUUAUACGUAGAAACCGGAAGAGCCGAUGGAUUGGACGCGGAUGGAGACUCGCCCAACAGUCUUCACUCAUUCACGGGUCCCCCGAUUCCUCAAGGUGAAGGCACGAGCGUCACUCGAGCCUUUUUGGACGGCAAUCAUACUCUAAUUAGCAUUAUGGCGCGCAUCAAUCCCAGCCCCGAUUGGUUCGUAGGCGUGGAUUCCUUCCAACUGUGCGUCGAGGGCAAUUGGGUCGAUACCGUUACGGUGGAGCUCGACCCGUUGGACGGGGGCACGGAUAACGGCUUCACAUUCACGGCUGCCAACUGGCCGACGCAGCCCCAAGGAAUCGCUUACAGGAUCACAUCCCGAUAUCCGGCACAUCCCGCGGGAAGCUUCUAUUAUCCGAAUCUACCUCGUCUACCGCCGAUAGCUACCCUCACAUUCACCAAGCUGCGCGAGUACACCCUGACCGAAUCGUAUCACGAAGACGAAGUCGAGGUGGAAUUCGUCAGUAAUGACAAUCUGCAAGCGAACAGCGAAGCUCCCAGAGGAAUCGAUCCGAACAGGGACCUAAAUGAGGCCAUAGCCGAGGAACGAAGGGAAAUGGACACCCAGAGAUACAGAUAUUGGAGUACGACCGGAAACGGUCAGCAAGUCGUGACGGACGUUCCGCGAGACAACAAGGCGGCGAUCAUCAACAGCAUCGUCACGUCGUACGCUUUGCAGAGACCGAGGUACACCGCGACCGCGAUACCGCGAACAUCGAAGGUCGCUGUCGACGGUAAAACGAGGUACAGCGAGACAGGAAAGUCCGACUGGCCGUACUACCAGACGUAUAGGCAAACAGCGGAAACGCAAAAGGCGCAAAUCUACGAGGAUAUUCAGAGAAAGAUUACCAACGUGUCGAAUGUGCCGAGUACAGGCUACUCAUUCGCGAACAACGUGACCAACCCGGCGGAUCAGCGCCAGCACAGAUUCAGAAUGAAGCAUCACGGAUUGACGUCCAAAGGCAAACGAGUUAGAACACGUGCACCGAGAGAUUGCAAGGUCGGCGAAUGGGGCCCGUGGAGCGCGUGCAGUCGCAGCUGCGGAGUGGGCGAGACCCAGAGGACGCGGAAGAUCACGAUAAAACCGCGCCGGGGUGGAGCACCCUGUCCGCCGUUGAAGGAGACCAAGUGGUGCGGUAGCGUCAAUCCGUGCUCGGAGAGUAAGCCGAUCAUCGACUAUCAUUGGUAGUCAUCGUCUGCAUCGGUCCCCUUCCACGAACACGUGUUGUACCAAAGUGACUCGCUCACGGACGAAAGGUCGUGUAAACCAAAGACGGGCGAAACGAGCGAGGAGUGACUUAUGCGAGAAACGCACGCUGGGACGCGAGUAUGAUUAAAUAUGGGGAAAUUCGAAUGAGAAUGGAAAAUGAUUAAGGGUUGGAGAGGAGUAUCUUUUUUAUAUCCUUUCUCAGUAGUCACACCGCAAUGACAUGACUAGAGGUUAUAGUUAUGGAACAUGCCAUAUUUUAGAAAGAGUAGCGAUCUGCGUGGUUUGACAAUAUGCGUCACAUGGAAAUUCAUAAACAAUAUCUGAUAUUUUAAGGUAUAAAAAAAUUUAAGUCACUGCUGCUUCCGCAGCGAUCACAUUGGCAUCGGACGAUAAUACACCGCGUGCAUUUACGCAGACGACUAUAAUGAUCAUCGUGCAUGACAUAAUUUCGCGUAAUCCCGUUGCUAUUAAAUCCUGUUUGAUGCGAGUGGCCGUGAUGAGGAAGAGCGUCGAGUAACAUAAUCGAACGGUAUAAUAUAUUUCAUUACAAUUAGUAUUCGCAGCCGUUGCAUAUUUUCGCGACAAACAAGCGGAGAAGCAUUAUCACAUACGGUGGCUUUAUUUUACUCGCUUGCAUUUAUUGUCGUUUGAUGUCACGUUUCGUCGUGCGAUACGUAUACAUAUAGGUAUAUACAUAUAUCGCUCGGACCACGAAUAUUGAAAACACAAAGAUUGCCAAAGAGAAAUUCGAAUAGCUGACUCGCGUCGUAUCGUGUUUCCGCGUGUAUCGCUAAAAUGCGUUUGAAGCUCGAUUUUCACUCAGAGCGCACGACGUUUCGAUCUUUUUUGUUUUUCGAAAUAAUUGAACAAUCGGCAUUGUUUGUCGAAUUUGUUAUGGCAAAUUUUACGACGAAAAACCCCCUGAAAUAACGUGAAAUAGCAUGUAUCUAUUUGGAACAUCUGUUUUGCUAAUGCAGAUUGAAUUAUGGAGUUUUAUCCUCGCGACGAUUCAGCUGCAAAUCUUACGGUAGACGAAAAAAUUAUCUAGACGUAUUAAUACACCUUCGAAAAUAUCAAAGAAAUCGUAAAUUCUUUUAAUUUAUAUAGUUUAACGUAUAUACACCGUCGACAUAGAAAAUUUAAGUUAAUUCCCGACUUUAUUCGCGUUAAAAGCGAGUUUAACGACUGUCGGGACGAGGUAAUAACAUACCUUGUCGUUGCACGCGAUCGAAAAAAGAAGUGAACCUUGGCAUAAUUGGAAAAUUGGCCCGACUUUCCGGAAGAAAAAUGUUAGAUGCAAUUAAGCUGACAGUUUAAUCGCCGGUACAAAUGACGGACCGUGGUACGAGUGCGGUGAUCGGCGAGCUGCACAUUCAGGUGCGAGAAUUUCUCGCUGAAAUUUAACCAUCGCGUGCAGCAGCGGAGUCUUGCCGAGAUUAAGCCGGCGUUUCCGAAACGUACUACGUUACUUAAAAGGAAGUUUUUAUCUGCCCGCUCCUUUCCAUCGCGGAACGAAAACAAUCGCGUACAAAAUUUCCAACCGGAUUCUCUUGGAUGAGAGUAUUACAUAAAUAAGAAUAAAACGAAAUUAAUGCCUAAACAAGAUGUUGAUUGAAAAAUUUAUUUUUCUUUAAUAUCCGUGCUUGUUAGUGUUUUUAGUUAUUAUAUUUUCAAGCUCUCUCAGCUUAUUUCUUUCUGCCAAUUUUACUGCCACAAAUCUUUUUUCAAGAAAUUUGACGAAACACCCUACGAUUUUUCGAAACGUUGUGCAAUAGUCAAAAAAUUAAAAUAUUUCGCCGAGAAAGAAGAGUACGAUCGAUGCCCGCGUAGAACGUAUCGGACAAACGUCAGGGCAAUUUUCAGCACGAGAUGCGCGUUCGCAUUAAAUCCCAAACAAUGUUUUCGCGUAGGGAUAUUUUUCGCAAAGCGUCUCCUCGCUCGACGAUAGCAUCGACGAAGAAUAUCGUAUAAAGAAGGAACCUGCAGCUCGGGCUCCGCAAACCGUUUUUUUUUUCUCCAUCGUCAUCGAGAGUGCUGCAUCUCUCUCAUUCUCUCGUCUGUCUCUCUUUCUCUCUCGUGGCGUGGUAGGGAAAUUUUUACAAAGAUAUCACAUCAGGUACGUCUUAGGUGAGUGUAUUAUAUCUUAGGCAUAAAUUUAACAAUAAUAAUUAAUAACUAACGUCUAAUCGUUAAUUAUUAGGUCCGUAUUAAUCGCGUUCGCGACACGGAGUUCGGCGUUGUUGCCGGCGGUGUGUGUGUGUGUGUGCGGAAUGCGAAAUUUAAGUUAUAAGAACGAACGAAAAGCAAUCUCGCUCUGGUGGACGGGUUUAAGGGUGCAACGCUGAAUUCUGUAUGCGACACGUACGUUGACGCACGGCUUGUCCUUCAUGUGUAGCAUCCAUGGCUGCUAUUCUCGUCGGACGUUUAUCGUUAAACGCAACUGGUCGAUCAUGAAAUUUGAUAUAAUUAAUUAAAUUAAAUAAAAUGUUAAAAAUAGCCGUAAUAUGUUUAGCAUGAAAAACGACGAACUUAACAAAUUCUCAACUUACGUGCGCGAGUUGCACUUGGCGCUAAACGUGCGACGAGGAUAAAAGUCUACUUAGAUGAAAUAUUUAUUACACCUCUAUACAACUUUUUAUUUCAAUUGAAACGUAUUAAUUUCCACCGAAAACUGAAAUGUGUCUGUUGCUGUGUGUGCCGCUACAAUUAAGUAUCGUGUAAAUUUUUGAAAUCAAUUUCAAGCGUGACGUAAUAGUAAUGAUUUCCCUGCUGCGUUUUAGCUCCCGCGAAACGCGAAAUAAGCACGCUGCGUAAAAUACAAAAAGAAUGGUACGAGCGGAAAAUGUAGCGUACUGUACAAACUCGCAUACUGCCGCAAGUAAUAUCUACGUUUGUUCAUCCCGCUGUAAACUGAUAUGAAAGGCCAAUCUUCGCGAUGGUAAUGGAUAAACACGGAGAGAGCUCGAUAACGCGUAAAAAUUUUCAAACGCAAAUUGCCGUGUGAUAUUGUAACGUAAUAGCUUCCACAAUUAUCUUAUACCCGACCUCUCAAAACUCCCACUACUAUAUUUUAAACGAUAAAUAAAGAUGCGAAAAAUCUGCACAUUUUUGGACAAUACUCACAUAGAGUAAGAUGAUAUAUCGUUUUUAUACAAAUACAGUUUCUGCUCGUGCUAAGAUCUUUUUUAAAUUUUCAAGCUAUUAAAGCUUUUCGUGCGAAACGUAAUCUCUAAAUGGAAAAGAUAGUUAGAAAACUCUCGCACGAUGGAAAUAAUAGCUGCCGGACAAAACUGGGUACAAAAACGAGCUGACCGCACCGUUAUCGAAAUUUUCCUCGAAGCACAACGUCGGACGUCGGCUUCGUCAAAAGACCUUCGUUAAAAUUACGAUAGUUCCCGGCACGCGUAUUACACAGGCGAGAUGUAUCGCCUAUCUUUUAAGCACAAAUGCAGGAAGCGCACGACGAGAGUAACCUUAAUUACGACGUUACUUAUGGCGUUCUCGUAUUACGUUAAAACCCGAUCGUUCGCGAUAAUUAGCGGCCGAUCUUCGCCAGAGAGAAUCCCUCGGAAGCCGUCGUUGGCGGGAACGCACGGUUGAGAUAAAAUAUCACGCCAGACUAAUCCCCGAGACCGAAAAUCUUGCCAGCGUAAUGUAAAAUCUGUCAUGGAACAAUACCGCUACGGCGAUAAGAGAGCCGCUUUUCAUUUCUCGGUAUAUAAAUAUAUAUACAUACACACACACAUACACAUACACACACAAAUAUAUAUGUAUAGGAAGGAGGACCGAGCCGUUGCCGUCUCGCAGUUAGAUGCAUUAAGGAUAAACGUUUUGUAAACUAAACGAGAACGCUUUCGUGACACGAGAGCUUCUGUGACAUGGAAAGAGGAAAGAAGUGGAUAUGCUUGAAAUAACGAUACAAAUAAAUUCAUGGAUAAAAAUGUUUGAGUUCGAUGCGCUUGGGUCGAUGCAACUGAAUCAGAAAGUUUGCUUCCACCAGAGCCCAUAAUAAUUUAAAAUCUUUUCUUCGUUCUACUUCAAUAACAUUCGAUCGCAGUCUCGAUCAAAACUUUGCUCUUCUUCUCUAUCGCAAUCUGAGUACUGCGAUAUGUGUGUGUUAUCAAUUGUAUAUUUAUUAUAACAGCAAUUAUCAUUGCUCCAAUUUUUUUUAAAUUUAUACACAACACAAUUCAUAGUCUAUCUUUUUAUUACAGAAAGAACGUUAAUCAUGCGUAAUUAUUGUACAUUUUUUUUUUGCAAGUUUCCAUAAAAUAUUUGGUACAAUAUACAAAUGCACUUUCACUCUUUCUUCUUUCCCACGUUACCGGCGUUACGUGACAAUGACAAAUCAAUGACAGAUCAAUAGAGGAGUAAGUGGAGUGCCACUAUGAUGAUUCUGUACAAGUCACUGUGCAUUCUAGCCGUAAGGAUAGCCGAUAGGAUUAGCGACUAAGCAAAAGCAUAUGUAGCGAUGUAUAACACAUAAGUUUAUAUUACAUAAUAAAAUGUGUCGAGAAAAUAAGCGGGCUCCCUUCUCGAUCUUCGAAUACAUAAUAUUUUUCACUUGCGACGUAUGAAUGGUAUUCGUAUAUAAUAAAGUAGUAAUUAUUUCAGGAG
Molecule: messenger RNA, 6664 nt
Organism: Solenopsis invicta (red fire ant)
Lineage: Eukaryota; Metazoa; Arthropoda; Insecta; Hymenoptera; Formicidae
Exons: 7
Coding region: 512-2026 (504 amino acids)
Biological process (GO): cell adhesion
Cellular component (GO): extracellular matrix
Source: RefSeq, a predicted model, not a curated record